UCCUCCCUACGAACUUUUUACUGUCCUUGUCCCCCGUCAGUCCGUCACCUAACGUCACUUCUUGUCAUCAAUUCAUCAUCAGCACUUUUAACAAUUAACAACAGUAACAGUGUACAUUUCUUUUACAUAGAUCCCCAUCUGUCGCCCCACUGACUGGCAAAAUUUCUUAGCUCCAUCGUUGUGUUAUGGUUUUGGAACUUGUAUCUCCUCUCGCUCCUAACCUAAGUUUACCGCGUACCAUUUCUUUCUUUCCAUUUACCUUUUAGCCUUGGAAUUUGAUUUGAUUAAAAAUAACAAAUCGGAGCAAUUAAGUUGUCAAGUGGCAAGUAAAGUUCUUUCCAAUCCGUCUAACUGCCGAUCCUAGCUUUGCAGCGAAUUCCUGCUGGUUGCCAUCGAAAGUUCAUUUGUUUACACGCGUGUGAGAUGUCAUCAGCAGCAAAUUGAAAGUUCAACUCUUAGCACAAGUGGUGUUCAUUAGUGACUUUGCAAGAAUGCGCAAAGAUGGGCUGUGUUCUGAGCAAAAAGAAUAUUAAUGACAUUCACCCUCACAUUUUCAAGGUAAUGAAUGUUGACGAUCUGGGCAACCGCUUGUCGUCAGGACAACUAGAAAUUACAGAGAGUGACCUGAUCUUACACCAGCAAGGUGGCAGGAACAAAACUACGUGGCCACUUCGUUGCCUCAGACGGUAUGGCUUUGAUGCGGAGAUUUUUAGUUUCGAAUCAGGGAGGCGUUGUCAGACCGGAGCAGGAAUCUACGCUUUUAAAUGUAGUAGAGCAGAGCAGUUGUUUAAUCUACUCCAGUCUCGCAUACAGUUGACACACAACUCCAAUGAAGACAUUGUCUCCCAUGACCUCCCGCACUCACCCCCUAAUGGUUCUUGUGCGUCCCAGAUCUCACCAAGCCCAGACUCAAACUAUUUAGUGCCACGCUCAGAUGGGUGCCUAAGCUCCAAUCAGCCACGAAUCCGUAACUGGAUAAAUGUUGUCUUCGGUCGAGCCACCCUAAACCCUCUCAAAGGGCCUCCACUUCCCUCAGAGAUCUACGUCAACAGGAACAUCGGUGAAGACGACCCUGCAGUAGACAAAGAGAACUGCAAUGGCAAUAUUCAUCCUUAUGUCAAUGUGAAUGUAAAUAGGAUCAAACCACCGCCUCCUGAAAUCGCCAAACCUGCACCAAAUCCUGAAGCAACAAAACCGUACAUGAACUUGGAUCUGAACCUUAUUGAAUCAAUACGCCCCAUCCUGAAGCCAGUCCAUCUCAUCAGCCCACCAGAAGACGUAGAUCCAUCAAAAGUGUAUAUGAACAUGGUACCAGGGAGCUCUCCUACAAGCGUGGUCUCCAAUGAUUUGAUCACCAAACCAAAUGAUUACAUGAAUCUUGUCAUGAAUGAGUCAUGUUCCAAGAUCAAACCAACACCAGAUGUUUUAAACACUAAAAGCACAACUAUAACGAGGAAAACCAAUUACAUAGUUUUGGACCUGCACAACAAUAACCCACCAGACCCAAACCCCUCACCAUCGUCACUUAGCUCAAAUAACCCGACGUUUGAGACCAAGUUAUCCGACACCUACGCUACUAUUGAUUUCGACCGAACGCAUGCUUUAUCGCACACGGUCAAACCAAACUCAGACAACGAUAAAGAGGGCUGCCGAAAAACACGGCACCAUUCAACGGUAGCUGUCAGUGAUAUUCACCUACUCGCAUUCCCGCCCAGAGGCAGCUCAUCUCUGAGUGACUAAUUUCAAUAUUUUUUUUUGUUAUUAUUAAAAGCACAUGCCGAACUAAUGUGUGGAGGUUGUAUAGCGAUUUUUUUUUUCAAGGGGUUCUUUGGAUAAUAAUAUGUUCAAUGUCCUCUCGAAACUCAAGAAAAUAAUUUAGAAACGUCAUGAACUUCACUUGAAAAGCUCAAAUAAUUUUAAUUCAAAGUGAACUAUUACUUCCAAUGUCAAGUUCCUUCUUGACUCAUUUAGUAUGAUGGGAGGAAAGUUCCUUUGCAGGGUGUCUACAAGUCCAGAAUUUCCGGAAAGUCCGGAAGUACUGAAAAAGUGCG
Messenger RNA from Bemisia tabaci, 2051 nucleotides. RefSeq lists its product as uncharacterized. Gene Ontology annotation, biological process: fibroblast growth factor receptor signaling pathway. Gene Ontology annotation, molecular function: fibroblast growth factor receptor binding; transmembrane receptor protein tyrosine kinase adaptor activity. Gene Ontology annotation, cellular component: cytoplasm. NCBI's taxonomy places the organism in Eukaryota, Metazoa, Arthropoda, Insecta, Hemiptera, Aleyrodidae. The record is from RefSeq and is a predicted model, not a curated record.